GUGCAUGCAUAUCCCGCAAUUCCCUCCCGGCCCGUUCCUCUUGCCAUUCCAUUACCAUUAUCCAUACCCAUCCAUCCAACUCAUCGCCUCCUGGCUCCUCCAUCCUAUUAUCCUUGGCGUAUAAAAACCAGCGAAGAAGAGACGCAGCCCGUCUCUGCCGAUUCCGCGAUCGCAUUUCGUUGCCUCGCUUUAUUCAUGGAAGAGCCUUCCGAAGACGAUGUGUUCCAUGGAGGAGGCGGUGACCUGGUUUCCGAUCGCGAGGCCGCCGCAAGCCCGGAAUCCACCGGAUCGCUCUGCUCCUCCGCCAUGUCCAGCCUGACAGACAACGACGCCGACGACGACGGCGCGGAGUCCGCCUUCUCGGCGAUCGGUGAUCGCACGUCGUGGUCUUCGUCGUCGUCGUCGGACACGAUGCAGCUCGGCGGGCCGCUCUACGAGAUGUCGCCGCUGCUGGCGCACCUUCCUGCCAGUUGCCACAGGACAGGGCUGUCCAAGUACUACAAUGGCAAGUCCCAGUCCUUCACAUCGCUAUCCGAUGUGAAAUGCUUGCAAGAUCUCGAAAAGAAGGCCUCACCUUACGCCAGCAGGAUUAAGAAGACCCGUUCGUCGAUUUCGAAUCACGUUCCGGGACCGUGUGGCAAGACCAUGGCAAAGAAGACACAGCCGAAAAGUUCAUCCGAUCGACUGCUAUCCAGAGCAAAGAGCAGCGGCCUCCUGCGCAGGAGGGGCAAACCACCUGUGUACCAGAGCAAGCAGGAACUGAGUACAUAUGUUAGCUAAAGGCAAUCCAGGCUUUUGCAAAAUGAGAUGAGACGAAAUUACCAGGGAUGUUGGCAAUGGAGCUAGAGUACUUCCAGAUUAUGUCUUCCUAUGUCAGUAGAGCUUUCUGUAAAUCAAGUGUUCAUGAGCAAGUUUUGCUUAGUUCUCUUCUUCUGACCAAAUCUUGGUUUUGUUUCUGCAUGAUUCUAUGCUUGGUCUAUUCUGGCUGAGGCUAAAAGUCAACAGUUGCAAAGGUUGGACUAGCAACACAGUACAGUCUAAUAAUAAACAGAGCUGUAGUCCAGCGCAGUACAGUUUCAGA
Brachypodium distachyon (stiff brome) is the source of this 1081-nucleotide messenger RNA. RefSeq lists its product as uncharacterized. The record is from RefSeq and is a predicted model, not a curated record. The coding region runs from base 196 to 780 and encodes 194 amino acids. NCBI's taxonomy places the organism in Eukaryota, Viridiplantae, Streptophyta, Magnoliopsida, Poales, Poaceae. The transcript is spliced from 2 exons.